CUGAUCCAUUUUAAGUAGCGUAGGAUUGCAAAGGCGAAACCACUGAAUUAAACUUAAAAGGGACGUUUCUAUACAGUUGUUUGCUUUUUUUUUGUUGUUUUUGUUAUUGUAUUUAUUUUUUGGCCAUCGUACAUCUUUGGGUUUACUGUUGUUGGAUAUUUUACUUUCUCUGAAACACAAAAGCUACUUCAUGAAGGAAGAUUCGAUUCCGUUUAUUUUUAAAUGCUUCGAAUCUCAUAAUUAACGGCCCAUUAAAUUCCACUUAGCUAGCUAGCUACAUAAUGUGCUUGUAAAGUUAUGUUCGUUUUGCAUAUGGAGGAUGACCGACGCUGCGAGUCUCCGCUAGAUUUAGUAUGAGGAAAUGAUGGAUUUAAAACCUUUUAGGCUAGUCUCCAAACUCUUCAUAGUGAACACUGGACGUGGGGCUCAGCAAAGAGCUGUGCAGCCGUUCAGCGAUGAGGACGCCUCCAUCGAAACGCUCAGUCGCUGCAGUAGCUUCAGCGAGACGGGCAGCGUGGCGGAGGACGGAGGAGAGGUGGGGGAGGACGUGGCCCUGGAGGACUUCCAGUUCAAGCUGAAGGGUUUCAUCGACAGCACGGUGGAUAAAAGUGCCAAGACCAGGCAGAGUGCUCUAGACGGACUGAAGACUGCCAUGGCAACCAAGAUCCUGUACGAGUUUAUCCUGGAGAGGAGGCUGACCAUCGCGGACAGCAUCGAGCGCUGCCUGAAGAAAGGCAAAGGGGAGGAGCAGAGGGCGGCCGCCUCCCUGGCCUGCCUCCUGUGCAUCCAGCUGGGCUCGGGCAUCGAGAGCGAGGAGGUGUUCAAGGCCCUCAAGCCCGUCUUCAAGAACAUCCUCAACGACGGCACCGCCAACAUCCAGGCCCGGCAGGCGUGUGCAACAAGUUUGGGCAUCUGCAGUUUGGUUGCUGAAGACGAUAUUUUGGACGUGUACUCCACCAUGGAGUGCUUUGAGGGCCUGUUCUCCCGGAGCUAUGCCAGGGGGGACAGCAGUCGGCCGACGUUCGGACAAGGGACCACCGUCCUGCACACCCACGCUCUUCUGUCCUGGGCCCUGCUCCUCACCAUCUGCCCCGCUUCUGAAGUCCGGAACAUUCUCAUGAAGCACCUGGCCAGACUGCCCUCCCUGUUGGAGAGUGAGGACCUGAACAUGCGGAUCGCAGCAGGAGAGACCAUCGCCCUGCUGGUGGAGCUUGCCCGGGACCUCCACACUGACUUUGAGCACGAGGCCCUGGAGCCCCUGUGUGAGAAGCUGAACGCCCUGGCCACCGACUGCAACAAGCACCGCGCCAAGAACGACAAACGCAAGCAGCGCUCCGUCUUCAGAGACGUCCUGCGGGGCGUGGAGGAGGGCGACUUCCAGACGGAGACGAUCCGCUUCGGGACGGAGCGCAUGGAGAUCGACAGCUGGGUGAGGAAGAGGAUGUACGACGCGUUCCGCGAGUUCGUGGGGUCGGGGAUGAACUACCACCUGCAGGCGAACGAGUUCAUCCGGGACGUCUUUGCGCUCGGACCUCCGGUGAUGGUGGAUGCGGCCACACUGAAGGCCAUGAAGGUCUCGCGCUUUGAGAGGCAUCUGUACAACGCGGCCGCCUUCAAAGCCCGCACCAAGGCCCGGAGCAAGGUCCGAGACAAGCGCGUGGACGUCGGAGAGUUCUAGAUCUUCUCAAACUAACUACUUCCUUCAAAGUGUCACCAUUUAAAAAAAACUUAUUCAAUUCUUCUUUUUUUUUUUUUUUUUUUUUUUUUUUUUCUUUUUUUUUUUAUAUAUUGGUAUACAUGAUAUAUUGGUAGUUGUAUCAAAUUUAAUUUAUAUAUUUAUUUGGAUUUUUACAUAAAUCACGUAUAUUGUCAUUAUAAUUUCUUUGAAUAAUCCUAAAAGUGAGUACAGUAAUUGUGCCAGUUAACCUAUGAAUUCCACCCCUUGCAUGCUUCCUGUACUUUAAUCCUUGUUCCAUUACUUAUUGUGUUGGGUAGAGGGCACUCUAAAUAAAUCUGAAUUAGCAGAA
Molecule: messenger RNA, 2027 nt
Organism: Conger conger (European conger)
Lineage: Eukaryota; Metazoa; Chordata; Actinopteri; Anguilliformes; Congridae
Product: interferon-related developmental regulator 1-like
Exons: 12
Coding region: 362-1678 (438 amino acids)
Cellular component (GO): nucleus
Source: RefSeq, a predicted model, not a curated record